AGCUUCCGGUGCCGUUUGACGGCAAGUCCGGUUUUACCUCUUUGCUUUCAUUAUUUCUCCCUGCCUCCUGUUUCUUUCUGUUAAAAGCGCCCCAGCCCGCCGUAUUUAUUUAUUUAUUUAUUCAUGCCUCCUGCUUGAAAGUUUUUAUCUUUUGACAUCUGUAGUCGCUCCUCCAAUGAGAAGACGUAAAAGAUGGAGCUUCACAUUUUAGAGCACAGCCUCAAAGUGGCGAGUAUAGAGAAAGAGGGGAUCCAGAUUUGCACUCACGGAUUAAUCAAACUCGCCUUCCUGGCCUCCAAAACAAGAUGCAAGUUCUUCAGCCUGACGGAGACUCCGGAGGACUACACCAUCAUCGUGGACGAGGAAGGCUUCAAAGAGCUGCCUCAGUCGGAGCACAUCAGUGUCGCCGACGCCACGUGGUUGGCGCUCAACGUGGUGUCGGGCGGCGGCAACGCGUCCAGCUCGCAGCCCAUCGGAGUGACCAAAAUCGCCAAAUCUGUCAUCGCACCGCUCGCCGACCACAACAUCUCUGUCUUCAUGCUGUCCACGUAUCAGACCGACUUCAUCUUGGUUCGAGAGCGCGACCUGCCCAUGGUGACGCACACCCUGUCGUCUGAGUUCACGCUCUUCCGGGUCAUCAACGGAGAAACUGUCGCUGCUCACGACCUGGGAGUGACCAACGGCUUCGUGAAGCCGAAACUCGUGCCCCGUCCCAUCAUCCACCCCCUGUCCAGCCCCAGUAACAUGUUCUGCGUGACCAGCCUGGACCCGGACACGCUGCCCUCCGUGGCCACGCUCCUCAUGGACGUCAUGUUUUACUCCGGAGGGCCGAAGGAACCCGGCGCGUCCGGCGAAGACUCCACCCACAUUCGCUUCUUCUCCUUCUCCCUGAUCGAGGGCUACAUCUCGCUGGUCAUGGACGAGCAGACGGCUCAGAGGUUUCCACACAACGUGCUCUUCACCAGCGCCUCCGGGGAGCUCUGGAAAAUGGUUCGAAUCGGAGGACAGCCUUUAGGAUUCGACGAGUGCGGCAUCGUGGCUCAGAUUUCGGAGCCUCUGGCGACGGCCGACAUUCCUGCUUACUACAUUAGUACCUUCAAGUUUGACCACGCGCUGGUCCCUGAAGAAAACAUCCAAAGUGUGAUCGUAGCUUUGCGGACCAAGAGCACGGCCCAGUGAGGGACGGCGGUCGGACUCUGAAGUCGCUUUGUUCCGGCGUCCAGAAAGUGCCAGGAGCCAGCUCUGAAGCACGGAGGGGGGAGUGUGAUGACAGGAUUUGCACGCUUCCUGCCUUUUUGACCCCACCCCUCAUCCGUUUCCUGCAGCUUCCUGCCUGCAGUUUUCGUUUACUGAACCCGUUUCUUCUUUUAACCCCCCCGAUCACCAAACUGUAUUAACCACAGAAGAAGAAGGAUGACGAAUGUAGGCUGAGAAAUCAAAGAAGUAUUUAUUUAUCCAGCUCUCCGUCUUUUCUUCUCUCAGUGCCAACACGUCCGACUGGAGGUCGGACUUCAGCUGCUGCUCAGCUUCUUCUUGACGGCGUUCUGGUGAAACAUGAAGUAUCUUCGGUUUUUCUGAGCGGCUUCCCGCUGCGAGCAGCUGACACGUUUCUGUCAACCACUAAUGCAUAUUUACCCAUUUGACUAACGAGAUUUCUUUAUGUCGAUUAUUUGACAUAUUGUGGCGUUAAAAUAAUCAGGACUUUUUGAUUCUUUAGCUGUGCUGUAAUCCAGUUCAACUUCUGUAAGAAUUGGAUCUUUGGAUUUUGUCAAAAUCUUUGAACUUCAAUGAUUUACCUUUUUUUUUUUGGGAGUUUCCUGACACUGGAACGCUCCAAACCACAGCACAAACAUCAGAAAUUUUAAUUAAGUGAAAAGGAAAUUAUUAUUAGAAACAAACUGCGUUUUUAAUUGAUAUUUUUGUCUGUGUUGGGCUGCUUGUGGCGUGAAGCCGCUGACGUGUGAAUUUACUGAGCCACUUUGACAGUAACGACAGCAUAAGCUACGAUUCAUGCAGGGGAGACGCCCCCCCCCUCCUGCUCCAGUGUGCACUUUAACGCAGGUCCCCCCCCAUCCCCAUGCAGACCUGCAGUACUGAUAUAAAACCGUGAGGGCUACUCUCUUUCAAAACCAGCUUUCUCCUCCUCCCACCCGGUUUUCUUUGGCUGCAGCUUCUCCUGAGCAGAAAUCAGUGUUAAAAACCGAGGAGGUUCUGCUGAUUCUGCUUUACUCCUGUGUGAAAAACAAAAUAAACUGUUUUUGGAACUUCA
Oryzias latipes (Japanese medaka) is the source of this 2269-nucleotide messenger RNA. It is a transcript of the gene castor2, whose product is annotated as cytosolic arginine sensor for mTORC1 subunit 2. The record is from RefSeq and is a predicted model, not a curated record. NCBI's taxonomy places the organism in Eukaryota, Metazoa, Chordata, Actinopteri, Beloniformes, Adrianichthyidae. Gene Ontology annotation, biological process: negative regulation of TORC1 signaling.